Messenger RNA from Hevea brasiliensis (rubber tree), 1736 nucleotides. RefSeq names its product protein DETOXIFICATION 8-like. Gene Ontology annotation, cellular component: membrane. Gene Ontology annotation, biological process: xenobiotic detoxification by transmembrane export across the plasma membrane. The transcript is spliced from 7 exons. Lineage: Eukaryota; Viridiplantae; Streptophyta; Magnoliopsida; Malpighiales; Euphorbiaceae. Bases 86 to 1483 code for a protein of 465 amino acids. Gene Ontology annotation, molecular function: xenobiotic transmembrane transporter activity; antiporter activity. The record is from RefSeq and is a predicted model, not a curated record.
UGUGAUUCUUUCCCAGUGAAAACAAAUAGAUGUCAAGAGGGCAAACAUAGACGACACCAGAAGAAGAGAAAACUAAAGAAAAACCAUGGAACAGAGAGUAUGGGUUAUGAAAGAGCUAAAGAAGUUGAGCUUGUUGGCUGCUCCAAUGGUGGUAGUUUCAGUAUCACAGAGCGUUCUGCCGGCCAUUUCACUAAUGAUGACAGGCCAUCUUGGUAAAUUACAGCUUUCUGGCGUAUCUAUCGCUACCUCUUUCACCAACGCUACUGGCUUCGCCCUCCUCUUUGGACUGUCUGGAGCUCUGGAAACUCUAUGUGGUCAAGCUUAUGGAGCAGGCCAAUAUCACAAGUUGGGAAGCUACGUCUACUGUUCAAUGAUAUCUCUGCUUCCAAUAUGUCUUCCUGUAUCUAUCCUGUGGAUAUUCAUGGCCAGGUUAUUGAUUUUGAUCGGUCUAAACCCUCAAAUCUCAGUUGUUGCCUGCAAAUACUCUAUCGGACUUAUACCUGCUUUAUUUGGCUAUGCUAUUCUUCAAUCACUUUUUCGCUACUUCCAGUCUCAGAGUUUGAUCCUCCCAAUGCUCUUGAGCUCUUGUGCAACUGUGUGUUUCCAUGUACCUCUUUGUUGGGCUCUAAUAUAUAAGUGGGAAUUUGGAAAUAUUGGAGGAGCAAUAGCCAUUGGCGUGGCUUAUUGGUUUAAUGUGAUCAUUCUUGUAUCCUACUUUCUAUUUUCUUCAUCUUGUGAAAAGACUCGCAUCCUCUGCUGGAAGGAUAUUUUCUCUAGCAUUAGUGAAUUCUGGUGCUUCGCUCUCUCUUCUUCUCUAAUGGUUUGUCUUGAAUGGUGGACCUUUGAGCUUCUUAUAUUGCUGGCUGGACUUCUAAAAAAUUCAAAGCUUGAAACAUCAGUUCUUUCUAUUUGCAUUACAACUACAUCAUUGCACUACUUCGUACAAUAUGGUAUUGGUGCUGCUGCAAGUGUUCGAGUUUCGAAUGAGCUAGGAUCUGGGAAUCCACGUGCUGCUCGAGCAAUUGUCCAUAUAGUACUUGUCAUUUCACUAACAGAGGCAGUAAUUGCGAGCACAAGUCUCUUCUGUACUCGCUACGUUUUUGGAUAUGCUUUUAGCAAUGACAAGGAAGUUGUGGACUAUGUUACAGAAGUGGCUCCCCUGCUUUGUCUCUCGGUUAUUGUAGAUAGCUUACUGGCAGUACUUUCUGGGAUUGCUAGAGGAUGUGGUUGGCAGCGUAUAGGAGCCUUCGUAAACCUCGGGGCGUAUUAUUUUGUUGGAAUUCCAGUAUCUGUUGUUCUCUGCUUUGUUGGGCAUCUCAGAGGGAAGGGCCUUUGGAUUGGCUUACUUGUAGGGACUACAGUGCAAUUAGCAUUGUUUGCUUUCAUAACUGCUUCCACAAAUUGGAAAAAACAGGCAAGCAUAGCAAAAGAUAGAAUAUUCAAGGGACAAUUCCAGCAGAUAAUAGAUGGCAUUGAACUUUGAAGACUGCAGGAGGAGAAAAUAAGAAGGGAAAAUAAACGCAUUUGAACGUUUAAACUGCUUUUUUAGUAGAUGUAGUUAUGGCUCAAUGAGUACUACAAUUGAGAAAACACUCUCUAAAUGCUGGAUGAAAUGCCCUGGUCUGAAACAACAUAAGAUGCAACGCAAGAUUCCAGCCAUGCCUAGUGAAUGUUAAAGCAUAAUUUGCUUUGUUUAUCAACUACACAUUACUCAAUAUUAAACGUUCUCUAGCUAA